This is a messenger RNA of Panicum virgatum (switchgrass), 564 nucleotides long. RefSeq names its product calvin cycle protein CP12-2, chloroplastic-like. Bases 78 to 452 code for a protein of 124 amino acids. Gene Ontology annotation, cellular component: chloroplast. The transcript has a single exon. The record is from RefSeq and is a predicted model, not a curated record. Gene Ontology annotation, biological process: negative regulation of reductive pentose-phosphate cycle. NCBI's taxonomy places the organism in Eukaryota, Viridiplantae, Streptophyta, Magnoliopsida, Poales, Poaceae.
CACAAAUCUCCAACGCAACGCCUCGUACAGUUCAUCAAGUAAAUCCACAUCAGAUCACACACAAGCUAGCUGCAAAAAUGGCGUCGACGGUGGCGAGCCUCUCUACCCCGGCGACGGCCUUCGCGGCCGCGGACGUGGACCCGAGGAGGAAGGCCGCCGAAGGCCGCGUCUGGUUCCCCGUGGCGCGCCGCGGCAGCUUCGCGGUGAGGUCGAGCGGGCCGGGGACGCCGCCGGGGAUCUCCGACAAGGUGUCGGAGAGCAUCAAGAAGGCGGAGGAGACGUGCGCGGACGAGAAGGUCUCCGGGGAGUGCGCGGCGGCGUGGGACGAGGUGGAGGAGCUCAGCGCCGCGGCGAGCCACGCCCGGGACAAGCUCAAGGACAGCAGCGACCCGCUCGAGAACUACUGCAAGGAGAACCCCGAGACCGACGAGUGCCGCAUCUACGACAACUAGAGCAAGCCUGCUGUAUAUAUCGAUCUGUGUAUCAGCAAUCAAAGACGUUAAAUUUGUUAUAGAUAUAGAUAAUUAAUAAAGGAAUAAAGAAUAUUUGACCGCGGGUCAUACA